UGAUGUGUCAAUUUCUGCGCUAAUGUUAUUGGUUAUUUACACAAUUAAGAAAAUUUAUUUAUUUAUUAACAAAAUAUACUUAAAUAAAUCGUUGUAGUGAAAAUAAACUGAUACAGCAUUAUGGGACCACCUCCAGUUGUCACUGGCAUUUCACCAAAAGAAGGCCCUCCUGGCACCAGAGUAACAAUACGGGGGGAGUUCCUAGGCAUAAGUGUAACUGAUUUAAUUGGACUCAAAAUAUGCGGCUGUGAUUGUUUGCUAUCAGCAGAAUGGAAAAGCAAGAACAAAAUAGUAGCACGAUCUGGACCAUGUAAGGGUCGAGGUGAUAUAAUAGUCACCACAAAAUCUGGUGGCGAAGGCACUUCAACAGUACAGUUUAGGGGAUACCAUGAAUCAGUGGGGCCUAUGAAAGAAAGUGCCGUGUGGGUGGAGGAGGCUGCACCCCCAUCUUUGCCAUGGGGCCGUCGUCCAAUGUCUCCUACAGCUUAUACCCCACCAGAUCCUUUGGGCUUGUCUACUGAAGGUGAUGACUAUAAGUUUCCAGAGGAAGAGUUACAUGAGCUAUUCCCUGAUGGGUCAGGAAAAUUGUCAGAUGAAAAUUUCCAACCUGGCUGGUAUCUUUUAGAACAUCAUAGCAACACUUCAUAUGAAGACUUAAAAGCUGGUAUGGUAUUUCUGCAGAGAAAGGUAGAGGGACAAAAAGAAGGGCAAUUAAGUUUUCUUAAAGCUAAUACUGGUGCUGUGAUGGACCAGUUAGACCGUCUUGUGCUUCUGAAGAACAUGUACGAAGAGGAUCAAAGGAAGAAUGGAAGAGAACCACUCCCAAGCUUGCAAUCGGCUAUUGAAGAAUCAAUUUCAUUGGCCGACUCAUUAUUCUCAGAGAUCUUAUCACGUAAAGAGAAUGCAGAUAAAACUCGCGAGGCGUUGUCUCUGCUCACAAGACACAAGUUUCUGUUCCAAUUACCCUCAUCCAUAGACAAGAAUAUCAAAAAGAAAGAGUAUGAUUUAGUUGUCAAUGAUUAUACAAGAGCUAAAAAUCUCUUUGGAAAUACUGAUGUGAAGCUAUUCCAAAAAAUCUUGGCCGAGAUUGAUAAAAAAAUUGAAGAUUUAAAAGAAAACUUGUUCAACAGAAUGAAAACAAUGCCUAUAAAUGUUCAAGAACAGACAAAAUAUAUCAGAUUACUGAUUAGUUUGAACUGGGACGGCGACGCCGCUUGGACAGCUAUACUGAGCCGUAAAGAUUAUCUCAUGAACCUAAUGAAUAAAGUAAAGGAACACUUCAAAAAGAAGGAGGAGCAAGAAUCCAAUGAGAAAGGUCGUCGUAAGUGUCGCGAGUGGGAGUGCGAGGGCUCAUGGAGCGCUACGCGUGCGGACUGGUGCGGUGCGGCGUGCGGCGCGCUCGCCUCAGAGCUGCACGCGCUGUGGCCGCUCGCAAGGAGGUACUUCGCUGGCGAGCUGGCCGGUCAGCCGACGUUGCCGCAGAGGCAUACGGACCUCAAGGAGAUGAUAAUAGCGAUGGUGGAGUCGUUUUCGGAGCAGAUGCGCAGCUGCCUGAUAUGUACGGGUGCGGGGGGUGGCGCAGGGCCGGGUGCGGGGGGUGCAGCAGGUGUGGCUGCAGAUGUGCUCCGCACGCGCCUCGUAGCCAAUCUACGCCACUUGCGAGAUGCCUACGAUUCACUGUUGAAACUCGACUUGCCUUCACAGCCGUUGAGUAUAGUGGAAAAGGUAAUAUUUGAUUACCGAGUGCAUGGUAUGACGGUGUUUCUGCAACGGGCGCACAAGAGAGUUAAAGGUCUUUCAGAGAAGGAGACGUGGAAGAUCGAAGAGUUUUCCGAUUACGGCGCCAUCACUAACUUGCCACACUUGCUAGAAAGUUACGUGAACGAUGCGCUGUCAGCUAUCCACAAGUGCGUGUUGAAUAGCGGACGGCGCGAGAGCCCGCUGCUGGGCGCAGGCGGAGAGCCGCUGGCGGUGCUGCAGAGGCACACGCAGCACACCCUGCUCGCCUUCGUGUCUGUGCUGCGUGACCUCACCAUGCAUCAUGAGGACCAGGACUUCAACAACACGAGCCUGUCGGUGGCGCUGGACCAGCGGCUGGAGGAGAGCGCGGUGGAGGCGGUGGCGGCGGGGCGCAGCUGGCAGCAGCGGCUACUUGUCGCCGGCGCCAACGCACAGUACACACGCCGGCGCACCCUCGCUAAUAUUCUGACUUCUUUUGAAAAUUACGAGAUGCCUAAGCCAAUACAAGCUAUCCAAGCAACGAAGGACGAACUGAGCGCUUUGGAGGAUAACAUAGCGGAGAUGUAUUUGGAGUACAAGGGCGACCCACUAGUGGGCACGAUAGAGCCCAGCAUGUACAUGGGCCGCCACCACACCGACGCCGACACUUUGCUCGACGACGCCAGGCCUUACGUCUACGAGAUCAUUAACAAUCUGAUCGCGGUGCAUGCAGAGGUGGAUAGUGUGUGCGGUGCGGCGUCGUCCCGCUACGUGCGCGACAUUUGUGAGACAGUGUGCGAGGAGCUGGCGCGUCUGGCGGCGUGUGCGCCCGCACGCAGUCGAGCCGCCGCAUUCCAGGCGCGUCUCGAGUAUUCCCUACUGCGUCUCGCAGUCGCCGACCACCUCACCAGGAAAGCAGAGAACUAUUUAAUGGAGGCUCUCGCCGGCCUGCCUCCUUUGGAAAACGAAGAAGACAAAAAUAGAAUGGAUAAUAUUAUUCAAGGAUUCAAGAAAAGAAUGGAACUACAACUGACCAGCCUAAAUUGCAACAUGGAGACUGUUUAAUUUAUAAUUAUGAAA
Molecule: messenger RNA, 2799 nt
Organism: Papilio machaon (common yellow swallowtail)
Lineage: Eukaryota; Metazoa; Arthropoda; Insecta; Lepidoptera; Papilionidae
Gene: Sec5
Product: exocyst complex component 2
Exons: 17
Coding region: 121-2784 (887 amino acids)
Biological process (GO): Golgi to plasma membrane transport; exocytosis
Cellular component (GO): exocyst
Source: RefSeq, a predicted model, not a curated record